Aureobasidium namibiae CBS 147.97 is the source of this 1371-nucleotide messenger RNA. Its product is annotated as NAD(P)-binding protein. Lineage: Eukaryota; Fungi; Ascomycota; Dothideomycetes; Dothideales; Saccotheciaceae. The record is from RefSeq and is a predicted model, not a curated record. Gene Ontology annotation, cellular component: cytoplasm. The transcript has a single exon. The coding region runs from base 1 to 1371 and encodes 456 amino acids.
AUGCCCGUCACAGUACUUUCGGACCAUGAUGUUCAGAGAGUGUUGCACUCUCUUACAAGCCAGGACAUUGACGACAUCCAACAAUCGCUUGCGGAUGCUCUGCACCAAUACUCAACCGCUGGAGAAGAGGAUGGCUGUUGCUCGGCCUACCAACCUCAAAGAAUCCACAUGAGCCGCACUGAUGGAGCAACGAGCUUGUUCAUGCCGGCAUCUAGUAGCUCUGGCAUGGGCGUCAAGGUCAUCACUCUGGACUCGGUCAAGAAGCCAGACGUCACACCAGAUCUCAAACGAUUGUCUAUUGGUUCGACAAAGUCGUCUCACACAACAUCUACUACCGGCUCCAAAUCUCGACCUACAUCCAUGUCUGGUCCUAUUCUCACCCCCUCUACUACCUCAGAAGACUCCAAGCCGCCUGCUACUGCACCCCGUGGGUCGUUGACUCUGUUUGACAGUCAAGGCAAUCCCAGCGCUUUGGUCAAUGCCGAAGAACUCACUGCUUUCCGCACAGCUCUGACCAGCUGCAUGCUUCUCAAAAGGAGACACAAAGUGCACGACCUCACAGUCUUUGGAGCUGGCAAGCAGGCCUACUGGCACAUCCGUCUAGCUCUACUCCUCCGCGGUUCAGAGAUUCACCACGUCAACGUGAUCAACCGCUCUUUCGACAGAGCAAGAGAGAUGCUAAUGAAGCUGUACAACCCCUUCCCUCAAGACCCGGACUUCGAAAAUCCUCUAGGCCACAAAUUCGGCAGCAAGACAAAGACCAGUAUCCUCACGACCGGCCACACCGAAUACACUCGUCUGCUCAAAGAGUACGUCCGCAGUGCGCACGUCAUCUUCUGCACUACACCCAGCACACAACCACUGUUUCCUCCGGGCUACCUCUUGAACCCCGAAGGCCGCAAAAAGGGCCGCUACAUUGCCCUCAUCGGCUCCUACAAACCCCACAUGGUCGAACUGCAUCCCGUCAUCAUCAGAAACGCCGUGGCGCCUCACCAUGAACACCGCCACUUCCACAAGCAUCAGCAAGAAGGCGGUGCCAUUGUCGUCGACAGCGUCGAAGCAUGCCUCCAAGAAGCCGGCGAGCUGAUCCAAGCAAAUGUGCAACCCGAUCAAGUGGUUGAGAUUGGCGAGCUUGUGAUGCUGAGACGUGAGGCUGAAAAGGCAGCGGCUGAUGCGGCAAAGAAGGGUGACACUGAUAACAAGGGUCAAGGCAUUCAGGUAUCAGAUGAUUCGGGAUUGAAGGAAUGGCUUUGCAAGGGUAAUGUCAUUGCAAAGAUUGUUGGGUUAGGUCUUAUGGAUGUGGUAGUUGGCAAUGAGGUGGUCAGGAUCGCUCGUGAGCGUGGUAUUGGCACGCACAUUGCUGAGUUCUAG